Molecule: messenger RNA, 1172 nt
Organism: Rhinichthys klamathensis goyatoka
Lineage: Eukaryota; Metazoa; Chordata; Actinopteri; Cypriniformes; Leuciscidae
Gene: srsf10a
Product: serine and arginine rich splicing factor 10a
Exons: 6
Coding region: 393-986 (197 amino acids)
Biological process (GO): mRNA splicing, via spliceosome
Cellular component (GO): cytoplasm; nuclear speck
Molecular function (GO): RNA binding
Source: RefSeq, a predicted model, not a curated record
CACAUCGAGCUGGUCUGCGGCCUGUGAGCCCGUUUGUCUGUGGACCUGAAGUUUGCAGUUUUUAUUAUUAUGGCGAGAUACAUGCGACCUCCAAACACUUCUCUGUUCAUCAGAAACAUCUCCGAUGACAGCAGAAAAUGUAAAGACAUACAGUUCUGGAGACCUUCCCUACACAGAAUAUUUAAAAGGGCCGAUGUAGAGUAGAUUCAAGACAAAGAAAAUAAAGAGAAAGUUAAAGCUUGAAGAUUCAAAGGGGACCAAAAUCAAGUCAAGGCCUCGGUCUGACCAAAGAAAGAGGAAAAGACUAAAGGUUAUUGGGCAAAGACAUCCCCAAGUCCUUCUCGGAGGAGGUUAAAGACAAAAAAGGUCAAGCUGAAGGUCAAAGGUCAAGCAUGUUAAAGCAAAGCCUUAACCGCAGCUGCAUGUUCGAGGACGUUCGUGACGCAGAGGAUGCGCUUCAUAACCUGGACAGGAAGUGGAUCUGCGGACGGCAGAUCGAGAUCCAGUUCGCUCAAGGAGACCGCAAGACUCCCGGUCAGAUGAAGUCCAAAGAGAAGCGCUCUCCUCGCAGCGACUCACGAUACGACGACUACGAGCGGGACGGGCGGCGCAGACGGUCCCGCAGCCGCAGUUACAGAAGCAGAUCUCGCAGUCAGUCCUACGAACGCCACGCUCGCCCAUCAGGGAGCCCGAGAGACUCUCGGUCACACGGCAGACACCGGAGAAGCAGAAGUCGUGAGAAUGACAGACACAGGUCACGUGACCACGGACGCAGACACCACCGGUCUGCCUCGCAUUCUCCUUCCCAGGACUCCAAGUACAAGUCCAAGAGCCGCAGGUCUCAGUCCAGGUCGGGCCAGCCGGUGGAAGACCUGCACCCGUCCACCGGCUCCCGUGAGGACGAACCCCGGGGCCGCUCGGCGUCCCGGUCACCGUCUCGCUCGCGCUCCAGGUCCUGGGCCGGCCGCAAGUCUGGGGGCCGUUAGUGUAAAUACAGUAUCAUGUGCAGCUUUUCAUCGUGUGUAUUCAUGACACCGUGCUUAUCAGAUCCCCAAACUAAUGAUGCAGCUUGUUUGAAAGUUAGUGUUGUCAAAGGCAGUUUCAGAUUGUUCUUUUGUAAGAAAUGUGCCCAUCGCUUUGAUGCCAGUGUAAUAAAGAUGGCUUUAUUUUUA